AUGAUGCGUCGCGUUGAAGCUGCCUACGUGGAUUUCGGGAGAUGCUCUAACGCCGAAUCGGUUGCUAAGAUGGAACUAUCUACGGAUUUGGUGAAAUCGACGCUGCAGUUGCGAGCCGACGAUGCCGUUGAGAGAUGGCAGGAAAUGCGUGAGGAGAAGAAAGAAGCAUAUGAGCGCUACUGGCGAUUGGCGUCGGCGGCUACGGCGCAGACGUUAGGGCAGGUGGAGACAAAGGAGCAGCUCGUCAGAGAUUUCGAAAGGGCUAAUUAUGGGAAAAAGCCCAGGACGGUUCCCCGCCUGGCACAGGUGCCGUCGGCCGUCGACUUCAAACCGUACUACAAGAAGCGGGACUUUGACGGGGCGUACUACAGGAUGCCCGACGACUCUGACACCGAAGUCACCACGUCUGAGAAUCCUAGUGAAGCGAUCCGCCGCGUCGAGGCCGCGUACCUGGAUUUCGGGAGGUGCUCGGCAGAAGAAAGCGCGGCAACUUCGGUCUUGGCGACAGAAACGCUCACAUCCGCUGAGCAUGAUGUGCCCGCGCUGCCCAAAUGGUUCCAGCUGGCACUGUGCGAGGGCGAGCGUCAAGCCCGCGAGCUUUACGAGACGGCCACCAUCAAAGACCUCGCCAAGGUGGUCAAGAGGACGCUGCGGGAGCGCGUCGACGACGCCAAAGAACGGUGGGAAGAAACGCAGGAGGAGACGAAGGAGGCAUUUGAGCGCUACUUGAACUUGAAGGAUGACACGAAGAGGUGCAAGUAUAAGCAAGCCGACUGUCGCAAAGACACUCUGGAGCUGUAUUCCAACUUCAACGAGAUGUUUCUUCCGGAGCCGAAGGCCCGAUUCGUGCAGGUGUCCGCCCACGAGUUCUUGCCCGCCCCGCCCGCUGCCACCAGUGAAGAAGCCCUCUCGGUUAAGCCGGCUACCGUGAAAAGUGGUCUCAACGUCGGCCCUAUCCCCACCAUCAUCAACGCCAACAAGUCUAACAAUUCGACCUCCCCGAAGAAGAAGGAUCGCAAAUCACCCAACAAGUCGAACAAGGCGGACGAGUCGAAGAAGACGGACAAGGAGUCGCAAUUCCCCGAGGAAGACGACAAUGGCGGCGGCGAUCCGAUGAUGCGCGUC
Messenger RNA from Mesorhabditis spiculigera, 1125 nucleotides. The record is from the annotation of a GenBank genome assembly. NCBI's taxonomy places the organism in Eukaryota, Metazoa, Nematoda, Chromadorea, Rhabditida, Rhabditidae.